UUUAAAGCCUCAUUAGAGACACGUAUUUCAUUUAUUAAUUAUUACUUACACUUAUCUACGACCCCGAAUUUCCUGUCUCUUUUAUUCACCAGACUAAACACGAAUAUUUCAUACUUGUACCCUAAACAACUAUCUCUGGCUCUCUCAUGGUUCCAUUGUGUAUCUGUUGAACAAUAAUACUGAAGCAGCAGCACUCCAGUCUCUUCGAUGGUGAGGACCUACGUUCGAGAAAACGUCCCUCUAUCAAGAUUUGGAGUGUUAGUCGCACAAUUGGAAUCUAUAGUCGCUUCCGCAUCUCACAAGCUUCCUGAUCCUCUCCUCUGCUUCGAUCUUCUUUCCGAUCUCAUUUCCUCCAUUCACGACGAGCCCAAGGAGUCAGUACUUCUGUGGCAAAGGAAAUGCGAGGAUGCACUCUUUUCUCUACUGGUUCUUGGUGCAAGGCGCCCUGUGCGCCACCUGGCAUCUGCUGCAAUGGGUAAAAUCAUUUAUAAAGGGGAUAACAUCUCAAUCUACUCAAGAGUCAGCAGUCUUCAGGGGUUUCUUUCUGAUGGAAAGAAGAAUGAAGCCUUGCGAAUAGCUGGUGCUGCCCAAUGCUUGGGGGAGCUAUAUCGGUUAUUCGGGAAGAAAAUCACUUCUGGUUUGCUUGAAACUACAAGUAGUGUAGCAAAAUUGAUGAAGUUUUCUGAGGAUUUUGUGAGGCGAGAGGCUUUGCAGAUGCUUAGAAAUGCUCUCGAGGGUUCAGGUGGGAAUGGCUCUUUACCUGCAUAUGCAGAAGCAUUUCGCAUAAUCAUGCGAAUGGGUGUUGGAGACAAAUCAUUCAUUGUCAGGAAAGCUGCUGCAAGAUGUUUAACAGCUUUUGCUAGUAUUGGAGGCCCAGGCCUAGGAGCUGGAGAGCUUGACAAUUCUGCCUCUUACUGUGUCAAGGCUCUUGAAGAUCCUGUAUCAUCGGUUCGGGAUGCCUUUGCAGAAGCUUUGGGAGCUGUGCUUGCUCUUGUAAUGAACCCUCAAGCACAGGUGCAACCAAAAAAAGGCCAGGCUAAUUCAAAAAAUCCUGAGGGGAGUUUGCAAAAGCAUCUUAUAUUGCCCUUCACCAAAGCAAGUGGACCCCGUUCAAAGGAUUUGCGAAUUGGUAUAACUUUGUCAUGGGUGUUCUUCUUACAGGGCAUACGGCUUAAGUAUAUGCAUCCAGAUAGCGAGCUACAAAAUUAUCUUGUGCAGAUUAUGGAUAUGCUUCGUGCAGAAUCUGUUGUAGAUGCACAAUCAUUGGCAUGUGUUUUCUAUAUUCUACGGGUUGGUGUGAUUGAUCAAAUGACUGAACCUACACAAAGGGUCUUCUUAGUUAAUCUAGGAAAGCAGCUUCAGUCCCCUGAUGCAAGUCCAUCAAUGAAAAUUGCUGCUUUACGCACUUUGUCAUAUACCCUGAAAACUUUAGGAGAGGUUCCUGUUGAAUUCAAGGAGGUUCUUGAUGACACAGCAGUAGCAGCAUUGUCUAACUCUUCACCUCUUGUACGUUCUGAGUCAGCUUUGACUUUGCGUGCACUGGCGGAGAUUGAUCCGACAUGUGUUGGUGGUUUGGUCAAUUAUGGGAUCACUACACUGAAGGCACUAAGAGAAAAUGUGUCAUUUGGGAAGGGAAACAAUCUGAAGGUUGAGCUUGAUUCCUUAAGUGGACAAGCUACAGUUUUGGCUGCACUUGCAUCUGUCUCCCCAAAGCUGCCUCUUGGUUAUCCAGCCAGAUUGCCCAGAACAAUGCUUGAUGUAGCUAGAAAAAUGCUAACAGAAGCUAGCCGGAACACUGUGGUUGCUACAGUUGAAAAAGAAGCUGGAUGGUUACUUCUCUCAUCCUUGUUGUCUUCCAUGCCAAAGGAGGAGAUGGAAGACCAGGUGUUUGAUAUUCUUUCGUUAUGGGCUGAUGUCUUUAGUGGUCGAGGCCAAGAUCAAGCGGAUUCAUCUGAGGAUCUGUCUUCUAAAAUAAGUGUGUGGUCUGCUGCACUUGAAGCACUAAAUGCCUUUAUAAGAUGCUUUGUAUCUAAUGAUGCUGUGAACAAAGGGAUCUUGCUUCAACCAGUGCUAUUAUACCUUUCUCGGGCAUUAAACUUUAUUUCCUCCUUAACAACCAAGACGCCUGAUGUGAAAGCUUCUAUGGACAUAUUCAUCAGCAGAAUAUUGAUAGCUUAUCAGUCACUUUCCGAUCCAAAGGCAUACAAGAGUGAUCACCCACAACUUCUUCAAAUAUGCACAAGUCCCUUCAGAGAGGCUUCCAAAUAUGAAGAAAGCUCCUACUUGAGGAUACUUUUGGACAGCAGAGAUGCUUGGUUAGGUCCUUGGAUUCCUGGAAGGGAUUGGUUCGAAGAUGAACUUCGGGCAUUUCAAGGUGGAAAAGAUGGCGUUUUGCCAUGUGUAUGGGAGAAUGAGCUCCCUAGUUUCCCUCAGCCAGAGACUAUUAGCAAGAUGUUGGUGAACCAAAUGCUCCUUUGCUUUGGAGUCAUGUUUGCUACUCAGGAUAGUAGUGGGAUGUUAUCACUUCUUGGCAUACUUGAGCAGUCUCUUAAAACUGGAAGGAGACAACAUGUUCUACAUUCAACCAGUGUCACAAACGUAUGCGUGGGAUUACUUUCUGGAUUAAAGGCCAUGCUUACAUAUCACUCCCAACCACUAGAAACAGAGAUAUUAACUGCAGCCCAGGGGAUCUUUCAGAAUAUUCUUGCUGAGGCUGGCACCUGUGAAUCACAACGAAGAGCAUCAUCAGAAGGGCUAGGGCUUCUAGCUCGCCUUGGAAAUGAUAUGUUUACUGCCAGAUUGACUAGAUCAUUGCUUAAUGAUGUAACUGGGGCACCAGAGCAUUAUGCUGGAUCAAUUGCUCUAGCUCUUGGUUGCAUCCAUCGCAGCGCAGGAGGAAUGGCAUUAUCAAGUUUAGUUCCAUCCACUGUGCAUUCUAUCUCUUCACUAGCUAAGAGUUCAAUAGCUAACCUACAAGUAUGGGCUUUGCAUGGACUUCUUCUAACAAUAGAAGCUGCAGGCUUGUCCUAUGUUUCACAAGUUCAGGCAACACUUGGCCUUGCUAUGGAUAUCCUUUUGUCUGAAGAGAAUGGAUGGGUUGUGCUUCAGCAAGGAGUAGGUCGCCUCAUCAAUGCAAUUGUUGCUGUUCUUGGUCCUGAACUUCACCCUGGAAGUAUCUUCUUUUCACGCUGCAAGUCUGUCAUUGCAGAGAUAAGCACACAGCAAGAAACAGCAACACUUCUUGAGAGUGUUCGUUUUACCCAACAACUUGUACUCUUUGCUCCCCAAGCUGUUACAGUUCAUACUCAUGUCAAAGUUCUCCUUUCAACUCUUUCAUCAAGACAGCCAACUUUGAGACAUCUUGCUGUGUCCACUCUGCGACAUCUCAUUGAAAAGGACCCAGAUCCUGUUAUUCAUGAACAAAUAGAAGAGAACUUGUUCCACAUGCUAGAUGAAGAAACUGAUACCGAGAUUGGGAAUUUGGUGAAAGCCACAAUUAUGCGAUUGCUCUAUACAUCAUGCCCAUCAUUUCCAUCUAGGUGGCUAUCAAUAUGCCGUAACUUGGUUCUUGCUACAUCUAGUGGAAAUACCAGAAACAACAAAGAAUUGGAUGAUGAUCCUACCAGUGGCCAUGAGGGAGACAAAUCCUAUGGGAAUGAUGAUGAGAACAUGGUUUCAAGCUCUCAAACUUCACCUGGAGCCAAUAUUGCCAGAGAUAAACACCUCAGAUAUCGAACAAGAGUCUUUGCUGCAGAGUGCUUGAGUCAUGUCCCAGAUGCUGUUGGACAGAAUCCUGCUCACUUUGACCUUUCAUUGGCGAGAAGCCAGUCAGCCAAAGACCUGAAAUCUGGUGAUUGGUUAGUCCUCCAGGUGCAAGAGCUCAUAUCUCUUGCUUAUCAGAUAAGCACAAUUCAAUUUGAAAACAUGCGCCCCAUUGGUGUGGGACUUCUAAGUACUAUUCUGGACAAGUUUGGAAAGGUACCUGACCCUGAGCUUCCUGGACAUCUAUUAUUGGAACAGAACCAGGCUCAGCUUGUUUCUGCUGUUCGUACAGCACUGGACACAUCAUCUGGACCGAUUCUUUUGGAAGCAGGUCUACAGCUGGCUUCUAAGAUAUUGACAAGUGGUAUGAUUAGUGGCGAUCAGUUGGCUGUCAAACGGAUAUUUGCAUUAAUUUCACAACCCCUUGAGGACUUUAAAGAUCUUUAUUAUCCAUCAUUUGCUGAAUGGGUUUCAUGUAAGAUCAAGAUAAGAUUAUUAACAGCCCAUGCCUCUCUCAAAUGUUAUACAUAUGCAUUCUUGAGGAGACAAAACAGCAUCCCUGAGGAGUAUCUUGCAUUAUUACCAUUAUUCUCAAAAAAUUCAAAUACAUUGGGCAACUACUGGCUCUCACUCUUGAAGGAUUACAGUUAUGUCUGCUUCCGCACACGCCCCAAUAUUCAUUGGAAACCAUUCCUUGAUGGAAUUCAAUCCUCUCUGGUUGCCAAAAAGCUGAAGCAAUGUUUAGAAGAAUCCUGGCCGUUCAUCUUGCAAGCAGUGUCUCUUGAUGCAGUUCCAGUGGAUGGGGACACAAAUGAAUCUUCCGGAACAUCAGAAAACACAUCCAAAACUGAAAAAACAUCCAAAAGUGUGUUUUUCUCAGGAUACAACAUGGUGGAAUUGAAACAGCAAGACUAUCAGUUUCUAUGGAGCUUCUCUUUACUUGUUCUCUUUCAGGGGCAACAUGCCACUCCUGAUAAAACCAUUAUCCCAUUGGAUUAUGUAAAAUCCAACAUUGCCUCUGACUCCAGAUACUUGAUAGCUAUGAAGUUUUAUGAAAUUAUUUUACCAGUUUUCGGCUUCCUAUCUGCUGAAAAGUUCUUCAGGAUGGGAUUUCUUACUAUCGAUAUAUGUCGGGAACUCCUGCAGGUUUUUUCAUACUACAUCUUUAUGGAGGAUAUAUUGGAUAGCCAUGCAAUCUCAGUUCUAUCACAGAUUGUUCAGAACUGCCCUAAGGAUUUUUUUGAAACGGAAGAUUUUGCAUAUCAGGCAGCUGAACUUUGUUUGUCCUUCAUUUUCAAGUUCAUACAAAGUGCUGAUGUAACAUCAUCCAGUCACUCAAGCUGGGAGGAUAAAAUAUCUCUGUCUCUUACUUCAGCAAUCAAUCUUUUGACUCGUGUAGAACCCAAGAAGCAACUACAAUUAGCAUUGGCAUUUCUCAUCAUUGGAUAUAAGUGCAUUGAAGAAGCAUCAAAUGAUACAUGCUUGUCUAAACCUGUUGAUUAUGUUCAAUCUCUAGUUGCUAUGCUGAAAAAGCAUGUCAAUGAAAAAUCUACACUGGAUGAUGAUGAUGCAGUAGUCUAUCUGAGGACCAUAAUUGGAGCUUGUAUGAACAUGAAUAUUUAUGUAACCAACAACUGUAUCAAGAACAUCCAUCAACAGGAGGAGAAGAUGAACAACUCAUCUAAAUUACCACAAAAGAAGCUCGCUUUCUCUCUUGAACAAAUUAUCACCUUUGCUAAAUUAACCCACAAAAUCCAACUUACUACUGAGAACCCAGACACCAAACCUGUAUCCUACGCCAUUCUAUGCCAAUCUGCCAAUUCCUUCCACAAGGUUCUCAACGAUCAGUACAUACAGGUUCAGGCAAUUGCCUUGCAAACACUAACCAGUGUAAUACGAGAUUCCAAUUCCGAAAGCAACAACACGUUUCUAGUGUUCUUCAUUGGCGAGCUUCUUAAUGAUAUUUUCUGGAUUAUCAAACAAGCUUUAAAAAAACCUGUUACAAGGGAAGGAAUGAGUGUUGCUGGAGACUGUUUAAAAGUGUUGAUGCUUUUGCAUACUUCCUCUAAAGCUCCGGAAUCUCAAAGAAGUCUAAUGAGCCUCCUUCUUGAAGCAAUUGUCAUGGUCUUAUUAGCUUCAGAGAACGAUUUCUCUCAGGAAGUGAAAGAACUAAAAACCGCAUCCAUGAGACUCGUUUCUCAACUUGCCCAAAGUCAAACUUCUGCAGUCUAUUUCAAAGACGCGUUAUUAUCAAUGCCUUUUACACGGCGCCAGAAACUUCAGGAUAUAAUUCGUGCUUCAGUAACACAAGAUCAGAGUCCAUCAACUCCGAGUAAAGUUACAUCAAUCCCUCCUUUGAUUAUCAAAAUGCCAUCACAAAUUGAAGAAACAAAACGCCAAAUUCCAACUCCAUUAGCCUCCACAAAAAUCCAAGAAGAAGAAGAAGAAGAAGAAGAUGAUGAUGAUUGGGACAAUUUCCAGUCUUUUCCUGCCUCCACAAACGAACCUAAAUCCACACUACAUUCAGAGGAACCUAAAUCUACAGUGAAUUUAGAGGAACCUAAAGCUACAGUAGUUUCAGAGGAACCUAGAUCUAUAGUACAUUUGGAGUCAUCUAAAUCUACAGCAGAUUCAGAUGAGCAAGAAAACACAAGUGUGAGUGUUAAGGGUGAAGACGUGGUGGAGGAAAGCCGUGAUUUUGAAGAAUUUCUUAACGAGAAUGAAGGUGGUGGAGGUGAUGAGGGAGAGGAAGAUGAUAAUGAUGAGGAGGAAUAUGAAGAUGAAGAUGAUUAUGAUGAAGAAGAAGAAGAAGAAGAGGAGGAGGUGGAGAUGGAUCCAGAGGUGAUGGCUCAAAGAAUCGAGAACUUAUUUGCUGUGGAUCCAGAAAGCUCAAAAUCAUCAUCAUCAUCAUCAUCUUCUUCUUCUUCUGGAUCUAACAAUGAAGAAGAAGAAGAAGAAAAAGGCUCGACUCAUGCUGAUGCUUUAGAGAACAAUGAGCAUUUACAACAUCAAGACUUGUCUGGCGUGGAGGCCGAGGUGGCGGUGGUGGCUGGAGAUGAUGAAAGCCCCCUGCCGCCUGCUGCCGCCAGUUGA
Messenger RNA from Lactuca saligna, 6855 nucleotides. NCBI's taxonomy places the organism in Eukaryota, Viridiplantae, Streptophyta, Magnoliopsida, Asterales, Asteraceae. The record is from the annotation of a GenBank genome assembly.